CCUGACCUAAUCGCCAACCUGCGAAUUCUCGCAGAUUCAAUAGAGAGAAACAGAGAAGCCGAAACUAGGGUUUAACAGAGGCGCAGUAGAAAUCAACUAUAAGGGUUAGAUUUUUCGAUUCAAUUAGCUUCUGGGUCUAUCAUUUAGUAGCGAUGGGGAAAGUAGAGCAGAAGAAACGUGAAAAUUUCAAGAAAAAAGCAAAAUCUGGAGGAUUUGAAUCAAUGGGUUUGAGUUCUGAUGUAUAUAGAGGUGUUAAACGUAAAGGGUAUACAGUACCAACACCUAUACAGAGGAAAACGAUGCCACUUAUAUUGUCUGGAGCUGAUGUUGUAGCUAUGGCUAGAACUGGUUCAGGAAAAACUGCUGCUUUUUUAGUUCCUAUGCUUGAGAGAUUGAAAAAACAUGUUCCUCAAGGUGGUGUUAGAGCUCUUAUUCUUUCUCCUACUAGAGAUUUGUCUUUACAGACUUUGAAGUUUGCUCAGGAUCUUGGCCGUUUUACUGAUCUUCGUAUUAGUUUACUGGUUGGUGGUGAUAGUAUGGAAACCCAGUUCGAGGAAUUAGCACAAAAUCCUGAUAUCAUCAUUGCAACUCCUGGUAGGCUGUUGCAUCAUUUGGCAGAGAUUGAUGACAUGUCUUUACGCACCGUAGAAUAUAUGGUGUUUGAUGAAGCUGAUUCUCUCUUUGGCAUGGGAUUUGCUGAGCAGUUGCAUACUAUCCUGGCACAGUUAAGUGAGACCCGUCAAACGUUGCUCUUCAGUGCAACCUUACCAAGUGCCCUAGCGGAGUUUGCAAAGGCAGGACUGAGAGAUCCGAGGCUUGUUCGGCUUGAUCUGGACAGUAAGAUUAGUCCCGACCUACAGCUCACCUUCUUCACAUUACGCCAGGAGGAGAAAUCUGCUGCAAUAUUGUAUCUAAUCCGGGAACAACUCAAUUCAGACCAACAAACGUUGAUCUUCGUUUCAACAAAGCAUCAUGUGGAAUUCCUCAAUAUUCUAUUUAGAGAAGAAGGUAUUGAGCCUUCUGUAUGUUAUGGAGAUAUGGAUCAAGAUGCUCGCAAGAUUCAUAUAUCGAAAUUUAGGGCAAGAAAGACGAUGCUGCUAAUUGUGACUGAUGUUGCAGCAAGGGGUAUUGAUAUACCAUUUCUAGAUAAUGUUGUCAACUGGGAUUUUCCUCCGAGUCCUAAAAGUUUUGUCCAUAGAGUUGGGCGAGUUGCACGAAAUGGUCGAACUGGUACUGCAUUUUCUUUUGUUACACCCGAGGAUAUACCUUACGUCCUAGAUCUUCAUCUAUUUCUCUCCAAGCCAAUUAGACCUGCUCCAACUGAAAAAGAGGUUCUGCAAGAUAAGGAUACAGUAUUGUCGAAAAUUGAGGGGGCAAUAGCAAGUGGAGAAACUGUCUAUGGGCGAUUUCCACAAACUGUUAUUGAUCUUGUUUCUGACAGAGUUAGGGAAAUUAUCGAUGGGUGUACGGAUCUAGAAGUGUUGCAGAGGACGUGUUCUAAUGCCUUUAAGUUGUAUACAAAGACAAAGCCUUUACCUUCAAGGGCUUCCAUUAAACGUGCAAAAGCAUUGUCACCGGAAGGAUUGCAUCCCAUGUUCAAGAACCUAAUGGGUGGCAAUGAGCUAACAGCUGCUGCCUUUUCUGAGCGUUUGAAAGCUUUCAAACCGAAGCAGACUAUAUUAGAAGCAGAAGGGGAGAAAUCAAAGAACUCACGUGGUUCUUCUAGUCAAUGGGUCGAUGUCAUGAAGAGGAAAAGAGAUGUUCAUGAAAAAAUAAUCACACUUCAUCAUCAACAAUCUGCUGAUCUUGUGGCAGAGGAAGCCAAAUCAGAAGCCGCACUUGACGAGGAUUUAGAAAUCGCGUUACCAAAGAAGAAGAAGAAAAAAGUGCUAGAGACGGCGGGUUCCAAAAGAAAGGCAGAAAGCUUCAAGGAUGACGAGUACUUCAUAAGUUCAGAACCAACAAAUCAACACAUGGAGGCAGGACUCUCUGUCAGAGCUAAUGAGGGAUUUCAUUCAAACAGGUUGGACUCGGCUAUUCUUGAUCUAGUGCCAGAUGAUAAUGCUAGCAUGAAGAAGAAAACUUCUCAGUUUCACUGGGAUAAGAAAGCUAAGAAGUAUAUCAAAAUGAACAAUGGUGAUCGUGUGUCAGCCAGCGGAAAGAUUAUAACUGAAAGUGGCGCAAAAGUGACAACUACCAAGACUGGCAUAUACAAAAGGUGGAAAGAACGGUCUCACAGUAAGGUUUCUUUUGGGGGGUCAAAUACUGAAGGACCUUCUGAUGAGGGAAGUGGAGAACGAGGAGGCUCUACAGUGUCCAGAGAUUCAUCACGAGGAAGAAGAGGUGGUGGUAGACCAUUAAGAGGGGGAACUAGAUCUCGAGCGAUUCCAAACGCGCACAUUCCUUCAGAACUAAGAGAUCCCGACCAAGUUAGGAAGAACAGACAACAGGAAGCAAACAAGGCUUCUUUCUCGAAGACUUCAAGAGGUAAAAAGUUCGGAAGAAAUGGAAAGAUAGGGGGCGGUAGGGGCGGUGGAGGUAGGGGUGGAAGUAGAGAUGAAAGUGGGUUCGGAGGUAGAGGCGGCGGUAGAACUGGUGGUAGAGGCGGCGGUAGAACUGGUGGUAGAGGCGGAGGUAGAGGUGGAAGCAGAGAUGAUGGUGGAUUCAAAGGUAGAAGCAGUGGUAAAAGCGAUGGUAGAGGCGGAAGUAGAGAUGAUGGUGGAUUCAAAGGUAGAGGCAGUGGUAGAGGUAGUGCCAGAGGCGGAGGAAGAGGUGGUAAAGGAGGUAGCAGAUAUUGAAAGACAACAAAUUAGGAAACAUCUGCAUCUCUAUCAUUUUGGCAUACAUUCUUGUAUCACUUCAUAUUUUUUCGUUUUCGUCUUCAAUAACCAGAAAAUUUUGGCAUACCAGAAAAUAAUAUUUGGAUCCCCUUCUUCUAAUAGGUAAAUUUAAACUCAGUGUUACACUUUGAAAAGAAAAAACUGGUGGUGCUUUCAAUCUAAUAGAUUGGUCAAUCGGAUAAAUCA
Messenger RNA from Papaver somniferum (opium poppy), 3026 nucleotides. Its product is annotated as putative DEAD-box ATP-dependent RNA helicase 29. Lineage: Eukaryota; Viridiplantae; Streptophyta; Magnoliopsida; Ranunculales; Papaveraceae. Gene Ontology annotation, cellular component: nucleus. The coding region runs from base 153 to 2798 and encodes 881 amino acids. Gene Ontology annotation, molecular function: RNA helicase activity; RNA binding; ATP binding. The record is from RefSeq and is a predicted model, not a curated record. The transcript has 11 exons.